This is a messenger RNA of Suillus discolor, 1779 nucleotides long. RefSeq lists its product as uncharacterized. The transcript is spliced from 6 exons. Lineage: Eukaryota; Fungi; Basidiomycota; Agaricomycetes; Boletales; Suillaceae. The coding region runs from base 1 to 1779 and encodes 592 amino acids. The record is from RefSeq and is a predicted model, not a curated record.
AUGGCCGAUACAAAGAAGUCUAGAGGCCUUGCCGCUACAGGUGUUGGGACGGUGGAUUGUGCCAGGCACAAUAUGAAACUUCGCAACGCAGUUGGUGACUUACAGAAGGGCGAGAAGUACAUUAAUAUGGAUUACCUAUUUUUUUCGGCAAUGAAACACCACGACGUCAUCGUUCUCAACAUAUCAUACGAUAUCGCGUGUCAAUGGUCCAAGCAUCUGUGGUCGCGGAUGUCAAAGCUUCCUUCCGCGUUUCAUCUGGAUCACGACAACAAACAGGUCAACUUUCUUAUUCCAAAAUUCCAUCUACCGGCCCACAUCGAGCCAUGCCAGAUUGAUUUUUCUUUUAAUUUCUCUCGGCAUGUUGGUCGUACUGAUGGCGAAGCUCUGGAACGCGGGUGGGCUAAUAUUAACCCGAUCGCAUCAAGCACCAAGGAGAUGGGCCCAGGCUCUCGGCAUGAUACACUCGAUGACCAUUUCGGUGAUUGGAAUUGGAAGCGUGUUGUCCAGCUUGGACGACUCACUGCUCGAAAAUUAGCAAACGCCGUGGAGCAAAAAGCCGAUCAUCAACGCGAGCUUUUGGAACUUGAAAGCUGCCUGCAAGCACAAGAUAUUUCCGAAUGGAGAAUUGACAUAGAGGCUUGGGAACUGGAUCGCAUGCAGCCAAAUCCAUUCAAGGUCCGAGUAGCACCCGAGACACAGGCUGCUAUUCGUCUAGAACUCGCACGUAUUGAAGCCGCAGAACUUGAGUCUGGCACAAAUGUCUCCCUUCAUGCAGAAGUCCCCCCCUCGGUAUUAAUCAGUUCCGCAAUUGACCUAGAAGAUCAACAACGACGUUUAUCGCAUGAGAUAGCAGCACUCGGCGCCCAUGCAACCGACCACCAACUCGCUAAGGUCCAGCUGCAUGCCAAUACAUUACGCAGGAAAGUUGAUGGGUGGCAGGAGAUCCAAUUGCUUUAUAUGCCAUUCGUGUCUCGCCUACGCGCCAAUGAAGAUUGUGCACGCUCCUCUACGGAUGCAACACCCGCUGUCGAAGCUAUUAAUCUGUGGCUACCAUCUGCAGUCGGCCCAGACACACAGUGUCCUACUCAGCUUCAUCGCUUCGAAUGGAUGUUACGCUACGCCCAAGCAAAUGAUGCGUUAAAGGACAUUCGAAAUCUUUUGCGUCUCCGCUCACACCUAUAUAAAUUCAAGGAUAACAACAUCGUCGACCAAGCAGCUAAUACCCGCGCAAGAAGUACUAUCAAUAAGACCGAUGUCAAAGUCAGCAUGGCCGCUGAGCGUUAUGAAGUUGCGAGGGCGGCGCUCACUGCUCUGGCGCAGAUUCUCGAUGAAGGCCCGGCCUGGCAAGAUAUAUUCAAGCCUCUCAAUCGCAACAGGGACCUGAAAUCGUUGAAGGACAUGUGGGAAAAGGAGACGGAGGGGACGAGACACCUGUCGUGGAUCUGGAAGACACCGGGGGUGGCAGAGGACGCCAGUCCCUUCGUAUCGAAUGGUGCAAGGCGCGCGCGCGCGAUGCGAUGGGAGGAGGAGGUCGAUUUGCUGAAGGAGGAGCAACGGCGGGUCAUUGCAUUCCUGGACUGGCAGGCAGACUGGUGGUGGUGUCAAAGACAAGGCCGCGAUUCAGAACACUUGGAUGACUGCUUGAGGGAAGGUUUGAAGGCCUAUGCCGAACGCCAGGCAUCGCUGCGCAGGGCUUUAUCGGCUCAAUUUCAGGCAUUGUGGACGACACCUACCCUCCCAGCAGCAACAAGCAUCGACACAGCAACAUUCACUGUUUGA